AUGGGGGGCCUUGGCCUCUUUUUGCUCGGGAUGAAAUAUCUGUCUGAGGGCAUGCAGGCCGUUGCCGGUGCCAGUCUGCGACGGAUGAUCGUGGCUGUGACCGACAACCGGUUUAUGGCCACAUUGGUGGGGACUAUCGUCACCUGCGUUGUGCAAUCCAGCUCAAUCACAACGGUCAUGGUGGUGGGCUUUGUGAAUAGUGGUGUUAUGCAGCUUUCCCAGGCCAUUGGCGUGAUCAUGGGAGCCAAUAUCGGCACCACAGUCACCGGCUGGAUGCUCGUGGUAAAGGUGGGCAAGUAUGGGCUACCACUUUUGGGUGGGUCGGCCUUUGUGUAUCUGUUCGCCAAGAGUGAGCGCUGGCGGUAUUGGGCCAUGGCUCUCAUGGGCGUGGGCAUGGUGUUCUUCGGCCUGGAGCUUAUGAAGGACGCCUGUGCGAUUAUCAAAGACAUGCCUGACUUCGAGGCGUGGUUUCAACGGUUCCAAGCUGACAGCUAUCUGGGAGUGCUUAAGUGUGCUCUCGUUGGCUGUGUGAUGACGACGCUUGUGCAGUCUUCGUCAGCCACACUGGGCAUCACGAUCUCGCUUGCUUUUCAAGGUGUGAUUUCCUACGAGACAGCGGCGGCACUGGUGCUGGGCGAGAACAUCGGCACAACGAUCACUGCCCUGCUGGCUUCUCUGGGGGCGACUACCAAUGCCCGGCGGGCUGCUUAUUUCCACAUGAUCUUCAAUUUAGUGGGGGUAUUUUGGAUCACCGCCCCUUUCGUUUUCUUCCGCUACAUCAAGCUCAUCCAAUGGCUUGUCGAUGGUGACGUGUCUCAGAUGGAAAUGGUGGACGGCGAGGAAACCUUUCCUCACACCACCGCUGCAAUUGCCGCAACGCACAGUAUCUUCAACGUUACGAAUACACUACUGUUCUUGCCAUUUCUGCCUUUCUUUGUGCGAUUUUUGAAUUGGGCGGUUCCCGGGAAAGGCUUCAAAGAGAAGCCUCGACUCACGGACUUGGAUAUUCGCAUGCUGGAGACCCCGCUGCUUGCGAUCGAACAGUCGCGGAAGGAGAUCGAGCGAAUGGGCGAUGGGUGCUCAAAGAUGCUCGACUGGUUGGCCGAAUUGGUCGAGCAAGACUCGCCCGACAAGACCUUGGCCGAUCGCCUUAAGCACCGAGAGCAGGUGCUAGAUGCGAUUCAAGACGAAGUCGCCAUAUUCAUCACCAACUUGCUGUCUGCUAAUGUGCCACACUCGGUGGCUGAUGAGGCUCGACGACAACUUCGCAUGGCCGACGAAUACGAAUCGGUGAGCGACUAUGUCGUAAAUCUUGACCGUUUCGACCGGAAACUUCGCCGAGACGGCUACCGUUUCACAGAGCAACAGCGAGCUGACUUGGUGGCACUCAACCAUCACAUGAAGGCCUACCUUGCCGAUGUGAACGAAGCCCUAGCCAAGAAAAACGAAAACAUCGUGGCCAAGACGGCGCCCACGGCUAAGCGGCUGCGGGAGGAAAUCAAGAAUCUCCGUCGCAAGCACAUGGAUGAUCUGUCUGAUGGCAAUAUCCCCCCGAUGGUGACUGUGGCCUACAUGGCUGCCCUGAAUGCUUUCUCUCGAGUGCGAGAUCAUACGCACAACAUCGCCGAAGCAAUCUCGGGUCCCUACUCCGAGAUCGUAGCCUUCGAUUCAAGCCUGACCGAUCAGGGCAAUCUCCAGAAGUUUUUGCUCGAUGGAUACGGUUUCAUUUUUCCACCGCCACCCUAUUUCGAGGGAAGGGUUACGAACGGGAAGGUUUACGUAGAGUACCUUGCCGAGCAGCUGGGGCUCCCAGCGCCUGAAGCCAGCUUGAAAGGUGGUAAGAAUUAUUCCUUCGCUGGUGCACUCGCCGGCCCAGGAAUGGUGGCCGCUGAGAUGUAUCCGCCGGGCUGGCCCAAUGUCGGAGAAGAGGUCGACCAGUAUCUUAGCGACUACACACCAGUGGGCGACGAACUUUUCGUCAUCAGCGGUGGGCAGAACAAUUUGUACGAAGCAGAGUUUCAAGAGGGCGGCGCCGAUGUCGGCGUGCUUGUCGAUCUCAUGCUUGACCACGUCACCACUCUGGCGAAUGCGGGGGCGAACAAUUUCCUUGUGACCCUCUUGGCUCCUCUAGAGAAAUUGCCUGAGAGCCUGGGAGAUCCAGUCGAAGGCAACUACUACGGACAGAAAGCUGCAGAAUUCAACGCCUUGUUAGUCUCCGAGCUGGACGCAUUAGAAGACUCAUUGCUGAUUGAUAUUUCGAUAUUGGAUCUUCACUCCCUGUACAACGACAUCAUUGCAAGCCCACAAGACUAUGGGAUGGUGAACGUAACGGACCCAGCUUACAACGGGGAGAGUGUGGUUCCGAACCCUGAUGAUACCGGUUCCGGAGCCUUCGACAGCCGCUUUGGCAGCAUCGGCUCUCGGUAG
This is a messenger RNA of Cladocopium goreaui, 2427 nucleotides long. NCBI's taxonomy places the organism in Eukaryota, Dinophyceae, Suessiales, Symbiodiniaceae. The record is from the annotation of a GenBank genome assembly.